CUUGCUUUGGCACCUUUUCGUUUCCCCCUUAAAUUUCGCCUGUAGUCUUCUUUUGUUUUCUUUUAAUUUUGAAUUUCUCUGUAUAGAGUAUCUCACUGUUAAUGAGAGUGGAGCGGCGAUUUCAUUUUUGACCGUUUGAAGGAGAACAGCAGCGGGGAGGAGAAUCUCUUUAACUUGCAAGUACCAUGAAAGACUUGAGUGGGUGGUGUUUGGUAAACUGAGAAUGCGGAUUGACGAGGAUAAAGGAAUUGAAAAGGAUAAGGGUAGUUUAGUCUUUUCAGUGUGUGGGGAGAUCCAUCCAUUCUGAGAUUGCUAUAAAAACCUCAACUGAGAACAUGUUUUCAUGAACUAAGCUGAAGUUAGUUAUUCGGCACAGAUGAAGAAGCUAUUCUUUUUCAGGUCUUCCUCUAAUAGUGGGAACACCAACGUUCCUCCACCAUCAAAUGAUAAAGUUUUCUGGGAGAACCCAUUGGAAUCCAGCCAAGCUAGUGAGAAAGCUGAUAACAAUUUUCGUGGCUCUAGAGGCUUGUUUUCCAAAUCACGGAAGCAAGUAGCUGAUAGCCAAGGUUCUUGUUCCAGUUCAGUUCUUAGAAGAAGCCGAUCAUUGUCAUCAGCAGCUUUUCUUGUUGAUGGGCUGGAACAGAGGGAUUUUUCCAACUCAAAUGAUCAAUGUAGAUCUCCUUGUAGCACUGCAAGUGCACGGUGUCAGCAAUCUGAACAUUCAUCUCGUCGGGCCGUAACUCCAGAAAAGUUAUCCAGAGGAAAACAUUUUGAAGUGGAAGCUACUCAAGAUGCACAUGCAUUUGGGAGGCAAGCUUUCUCUGCUUCUUCAAAGACUUGUCAAGAUUCAUCAGGAUCUUCUUGUUCCAGCAAUGUCUCAAGUAAAGUUGUGGACCGCUAUAUCGAUGGAGAAGAGCAGCAGGAAAGGAGCAAACAGAAGAAGAAUUUUUCACAUAGAAACUACCAUGGGAAUGGAAAUGGUACCAGGAAGCUUCCGCCACGAGUCCACUACACAGCACCCACAUCACCAUCAGAUACUGUCAAGGGUAAGCCAAAGUCUCAUUCAUUUAGGGAAGCUAGAGGUACAUGCCUUCAUUUCUCAUCUAAAGAUUGGGUGGAAACUGGAUUUGGUCAUGAAUCUCCUCGGAGACUUGCAAAAACUGUGAUUGAGAGGCUCUCCCAGACUCGUGCAUUUCCCGGAACUAGUUCAAUGGAAUUUGAUCAUGAUAUUCCAAUCACGAUUGAAGAUGUCUAUGGUGGAUCCUUUAACAGAUGCUCUGAUCCAAGUUCUGAUAUGGCCAGCCAAAAAUUUUAUCCUCUUGAUGAAGGUCAUGAAAAUGUUGAAAUGGAAGAGGACACCGAUGCUGAAUUGGAGAGGAGAUCUAGGGAAGCUGAGGAGAGGGUGAUGCUACUCUCUGAGGAACUUGAGCAGGAAAUUUUUCUUUAUGAUAGUGGGCUUGACAUGCCCUCACUAGCUAGAAAACUAACAGAGGAGAGGAUUUGCUUGGCACUAGAGAUUUCAGCUCUUCUACAGUCUCGAAUUGCUGAGAGGGCUUCCAAAAAGGAACAAAUCAGGUUAGCAAAGGCAGAACUGGAUUUGGUAACCCGAAGACUUGAGAAGGAGAAGAAUGAGUUGCAGAUUGGAUUGGAGAAAGAGUUGGAUAGAAGGUCAAGUGAGUGGUCUUUCAAGCUUGAAAAGUAUCAAGGGGAAGAGCAGAGGCUUCGUGAUCGAGUCAGGGAGCUUGCAGAACAGAAUGUCUCAUUACAGAGGGAAGUGUCUUCGUUUCAUGAGAGAGAAACAGAGAGCAGAAGAAUGAUCACAUAUUCAGAAAGACAACUUAAGGACCUGAGUACAAGGGUUGAAGAGGUAAGCAAGGAGAACAGAGAUCUUCGGCAAAGUUUCUCCGAAUUACAAGAAAAGUACAGAGGGUCUGUAGAAGAUUUAGAUUGCAUUCGAAGAAACUUUGAAGAGAAGGAGAGGGAAUGUAAGGAGAUGCAAAAAUCCAUUACGAGAUUACUAAGAACCUGCAGUGAACAGGAGAAGACAAUUGAGGGAUUGCACAUAGGAUUUAGUGAGAAAAUUGGAACAAAGCCGUCGCUGGACAAAUUUGAUCAGCUGGUUAAGAAAUUACAGAUGGAACAGAUGAGGCUGACAGAAGUAGAACUAGCAUUGAGAAAGGAUGUGGAACUUUACAGGGUUGAGAUUGAUUCUUUAAGGCAAGAGAAUAUCAAUUUACUAAAUCGCUUAAAAGGAAAUGGAAAAGAGAUGACUUUCAAACUAGAUAAGGAAAUACGGACUCGCAUAUUGUCCUUGCAGAAUCAAGGGCUAUUAGCGCUGAAUGAGAGCACCCGAUUAUGUUCAAAGUUACUGGAAUUUAUCAAAGCAAAAGGGAGCCAACUUCCAGAAACUCUGCAGGGUAAAGAAUUAAUAAAAAAUGGUCUGGAUGUGCAAUUUAUUGUUGAAUCUGACAUGAAAAUUCAGGGCUUCAAGCGCGGAGCUGAAAGCCUAACCCGUAGUUUGCAGACAAUAUCCACUUCACUGCAUGAGAUUUCCACUUCAGUUAAUUCAAAAUCUGAGUCAUCCUUCAAGGAUGCUGAAGGAUCAAAGAAACAAAAUGAUCAAAUCUCAGAGGAAAGUAUAAGAGCUGAACUCAAAGCUGAGACUUUGCUUACCAAUUUAUUGAGAGAAAAGCUGUAUUCUAAAGAGCUGGAAAUUGAGCAAUUGCAAGCAGAAUUGGCAACAGCUGUGCGAGGUAACGACAUCCUCAGAUAUGAAGUCCAAAAUGCAAUGGAUAACCUUUCCUGUGCCACUCACAAAUUGAGGGAGCUUGAACUUCAGAUGCUGAAGAAGGAUGAGACCAUUAAUCAACUUCAAAUUGAUAUCCAAGAAUCUAGAAAGGAAUUGACGAUCAUGAAGGGGAUUCUACCAAAGGUUUCAGAGGAAAGAGAUUUAAUGUGGGAAGAAGUGAAAAAUUAUAGUGAGAAGAACAUGCUCUUGAACUCUGAGGUUAAUGUGUUAAGAAAGAAGAUAGAGGCUCUCGAUGAAGAUAUACUGUUGAAGGAAGGUCAAAUUACAAUUCUGAAGGACACUAUUGGCUCCAGCAAAACUUUUGAUCUCCUUGCUAGUCCUGAUCCUUCACGAGAGUUCUUGUUGGAAUGACUGAAGGAGUGUUGUUUGGAGUUCUUUUUCGGGCAGGUGAAUAGUUUUGUUCAUAGUUCUAUACUUUUUUGACUUUUAUGUUCUGAAGCUUGCUUUUUUGUCCAUUUCUUUUCUCUUCAUUUUUAGAAACUUUGGGUAUGCAGGGGGUGAGAAAAGGGGGCAAAACCUUGAUUUUUUUGUAAGUGGGAAGUUUAAUGUAACUGUAUGUAAUAGAUAGAGGGCUUCGGUGGCUGACAAUACCAAAAAUGAUCUAUAUCUUUUUCUUUUUUUUUUUUCCC
Messenger RNA from Carica papaya (papaya), 3438 nucleotides. RefSeq names its product CAP-gly domain linker. The record is from RefSeq and is a predicted model, not a curated record. NCBI's taxonomy places the organism in Eukaryota, Viridiplantae, Streptophyta, Magnoliopsida, Brassicales, Caricaceae.